GCGAAUGCAUCGUUUCCUGUUGAAAAAGAAUUCGAUAAACAAAAAAGAACUGAUUCUCACAUUACAUUCGGUGAAUGUUUAUGCAAAUCCUAUCAGAGUGGUCAAACAUAUUUUGUAACAGACCUCUUCAAAACAUAGUUGAGAAGUAUGGCUGCUACAAGAGAGAAGAGAAGCAAUGCUGGAAACAAGAUGUCCAGAUUGUUAGAGGCAGAAGAUGAGGAUGAUUUCUAUAAAACUACAUAUGGAGGUUUUAAUGAGGAAGAAGGAGAUAAUGAAUAUGAAUCUGAGAAUUCUGAAUCUGAAGAUACCGACUCUGAUAUCAGUAUUGAUGAGAACGAUGAAGUUAAAAGUGAUGUGGAGGACGAAGAUGGAAAGAGAAAGAAAAAAGGAGUCAACACAAAGGCCUACAAGGAACCAGUAAAAAAGGUUGUAAAGACAGAAAAACCAAAAGAAAAGAAAGCCCCAAAGCCUAAAGUAUCAGCAGUACAAAUUUAUCAUACCCCAGUAAAGAAAACAUUAAGAAAAUCAACAGCAGAUAAAACCAAAGACAGACAAGAUAGAGAGAAGACAAAAGAAGCCAGAGAGAAAAUGUUAAAAGAAAUGGCAGCACAGAAGAACGUAGCAGAAGUAAGAAGAUUGACUCAGGAAGAACUAUUAGAGGAAGCCAAAAUUACAGAGGAAGAAAAUCUACAGUCCUUAGAGGAUUAUAAAAGACUAGAAAUGGAGAAAAAGAAAAACAGAAUCCAGAAACAGAUAAACAAAGGACCAAUGAUUAAAUAUCAGUCGUUUACUAUGCCACUGAUUGAAGAGUUACCCAUGGAAACAGAAAUUAAUGUAGAUGAUAUAAUGGAACCUCAGAAGAAAUCAGAAGAUAUAUGUGAGAUAUCAGAGAAGUGUUCACGGACAUUUAUAACAUUCACAGAUGAUAGAACAUUUAAGGAAUACUUUCCCCAGAAAAAGCCAAAACUUUCACAAAAACAAUAUUGUCCUGUUACGAAACUACCAGCCAAAUAUUUUGAUCCUAUAACGCAGACUCCAUAUGCUACGGCCGAUGCUUUUAGAUUGAUACGGGAAGCAUACGCUCAACAACAGGCAGACAGGAAGCGUAAAUGAUAAAAAUCUAUGUUACAAAUACAGAAUUCAUGAGUGAUUUGUUACCAGUAUGUGUUCAAGAAGAUUCAAGACUUUUAUAGACCUGAUAAAUAAAAGACAAUUUAUUUUGUA
Mytilus trossulus (common blue mussel) is the source of this 1224-nucleotide messenger RNA. RefSeq names its product vacuolar protein sorting-associated protein 72 homolog. Gene Ontology annotation, molecular function: ATP-dependent H2AZ histone chaperone activity. Gene Ontology annotation, cellular component: nucleus. Gene Ontology annotation, biological process: regulation of DNA-templated transcription; chromatin remodeling. The record is from RefSeq and is a predicted model, not a curated record. NCBI's taxonomy places the organism in Eukaryota, Metazoa, Mollusca, Bivalvia, Mytilida, Mytilidae. The transcript is spliced from 7 exons. Bases 148 to 1113 code for a protein of 321 amino acids.